This is a messenger RNA of Arachis ipaensis, 1206 nucleotides long. RefSeq names its product polygalacturonase inhibitor. Gene Ontology annotation, molecular function: protein binding. Lineage: Eukaryota; Viridiplantae; Streptophyta; Magnoliopsida; Fabales; Fabaceae. The record is from RefSeq and is a predicted model, not a curated record.
AAGGACUUGACGAUCCUGGUCGAAAAUAAAAUAAAAAGAAAAUGGCAUCAGAGAAGAGUUUUCUUCUUGUUGUGGCUGUGCUGCUUCUGCUCUCGCCUGCACUGGGAGCAAAGGAGCGGUGCAACCCACAGGACAAGAAAGCUCUCCUUCAGAUAAAAAAGGACUUCAACAACCCCUACGUGCUGACUUCAUGGAAGCCCGAAGAGGAUUGCUGCACCUGGUACUGCGUAGAGUGCGACCGGAAAACCAACCGCAUUGUCACCAUCAACAUUUACCUUUCUGUCCCUGAGACUAAUUUCUCCGCCAAAAUCCCAGACUCCAUCGGCCUCCUCCCUUACCUCCAAACCCUCACACUCCACCACCUCCCCUACCUUACCGGCCCACUCAACCCCGCCAUCGCCAAGCUCACCAACCUCAACUUCCUCCAAAUUAGCCGCACCAACAUCUCCGGCCCGGUACCUGCCUUCCUGGCCCAGCUCAAAAAACUCACGUAUAUUGACCUCUCCUUCAACAACUUAUCAGGCUCUAUACCCCCCGAGUUAGGCCAGCUGCCCAAGCUUGAGGCCCUGCAUCUCGACCGGAACCACUUGACCGGGCCCAUCCCUGCCUCCUUCGGCUCCUUGAAGUCCAACCCGGACAUAUACCUCUCCCACAACAACCUCUCCGGGCCCAUCCCUCCCUCGUUCUUCAAACUCAACUUGACGCGGUUGGAUCUGUCAAGGAACAAGCUCGUGGGCGAUGCGUCUGGGCUUUUCGGGGCCACCAAGGCGACGGAGACGAUAGACCUUUCGAGAAAUCAGUUUGCAUUCGACCUGAGCAAGAUCAAGUUCUCAAAGACUAUAAUUUCAUUGGAUUUGAACCACAACAAGUUGUACGGUGCGCUACCCGCGAGCCUGACCGCACUAGAUAAUCUACAGCUCUUCAAUGUGAGCUACAACAGGCUUUGCGGGAAGAUCCCUGUGGGUGGGAAUCUUCAGAAGAAAGAUGUUGACUCAUAUUUCCAUAACAAGUGUUUGUGUGGUUCUCCACUCCCCAAAUGCAGCAAGUGAUCACUGAAUGCAUGUUAAUUAAUAAUGUGCUAAGUCCCAAAGUUGUUUGUUAAAUCCCGAUCAUUUGUCUUGAUGUAUCAUAUCAUGUGUGGAUGAUAGUUUGAAAAGUGAAGACUAAUGUAUCCUUUAUCAUUUGUCGUUAUCAUCUUAAAACUAA